AUGAAUCAAUCCGAUGUUAAACGCACAUCAAUAUGCGACCUUCCCACAGAGCUUCUCGACAUGAUUGGUGAUGGCAUCGAAAAUGACGUCCUCGCCUUUCACAAUGCGGCCUUGGUCAACCGCAGGUUCCACCAAAUAUUCAAUCCUUUCCUUUACAAAGCCGCCGUCGCACAAAACCACCACGGACCGACCGUCAACGCCGCGAGAGCCGGAAAUCUCGCCUCUCUCAAGCUGGCCGCCGACCACGGCGCCGAUCUCGACUACAUCCAUUGCGUCCCGCUUACGGACGACGACGUCGCUCGGAUGGGCGUUCCAUUCGCACCCUCGCCGUUCGCUCGUUGGGGAACGCUACUGCAUUUCGCAAUCAUGGCCGGACACGAAGGUGUGGUGUCGUUCCUGCUCACGAAGGGCGUCAACAUGGAGGCACCAGGAAGACUAUACUGCGGAUGUGAUGAUCGGGUUGAUGAUCUUCUUCCAUGGAAGAAGGGCGGCGUGUAUGAUCCCCGGCGGUGGGUCGACAAGGAUAGAAUGAUUUGGACGCCUUUACACUAUUCGAUAUGCCAGGAGAAAACACACAUCGCAGAGAUACUGUUGUCUGCGGGUGCUUCGCCCGACUGCAGAGUCUGCAGAAGCAUCCCCAAUCCCAGCCAUCCGAACCUGACGAACAUAUAUGAUGUGUACAGGGAAUAUGAGACUAGGCCAUGCCACGCACAGUACGCCCUCUGCGGUAUCGGAAGUUACUUCGGGGACUCGGAACAUGAGAUCACAGCGUUACACGCAGCUGCUGCUUCAGGAAACAGACUGAUGGCCACUCGCCUGGUGCGAGAAUUCGGCGUAGAUCCAAACGGGGAUGGCAUGAACGAACUCUUUCACUACGCAGCGGCCUCUACAGGCAGUUCGAUGGUUUGUCAUCUCCUCUCGCUGGGCGCCGAUCCCGGACGCUGGCCGAUGUGCAAUUUCGUCUCCAGCGCGGCGGUGUCGACGGCAUUCAGGUUACAGAACGCCGAAGCGGCGGUUCACUUGCUGCAGGCCGGCGCGCCGGUCUGGUACGGCUCGUUUUGCCGCCCGCAUGACCGAGACCAUCUCUACGGGACUAUUCUCUCUAAAGUACUCGACUUGUGGAAACAGAAGGAGCACGAUGGACGACAAAUACCACACGCGAGGGGUGUUGAUGAGGAAGUCAAGAAAGCGUUCAUUCUUGUGGCGCAACAAGCAAUCAACAGUGUCCCCAAAGUGAUAUCUGUUGACCUUCUGGACCAUGUCCUCCUCGACGGGUUCUUUAUCAUGCUCACGCAACCUGCCUUUGAUGAGGGGGACUUUGAAGAAUACAUGAAGCUGACUGGGUUCAGUUUUGAGGGCAAAGACCAGGAGCGGGACGAGCUCAGGUUUGAUAUGCUUCACCUGUUUCGUGGGUGGCUGCCUUACAGAGCGUGGGACUCGGACGAAUACGUCAAGGUCGAUUGGGUACCGGGGCUGCCGUUUUUCUCUUUGGGGGAAGUUCUGGAAUUGAGGCGGAUCGUUUUCUCGAUGAGGGCUAUCGAUGAGCGCCGGCAACGGGAACAAGAUGCGAGGAUGCGUGAAAAGUAUUGGUGGUAUUAUCUAUGA
Colletotrichum karsti is the source of this 1605-nucleotide messenger RNA. RefSeq lists its product as uncharacterized. The transcript has a single exon. Gene Ontology annotation, molecular function: protein binding. Lineage: Eukaryota; Fungi; Ascomycota; Sordariomycetes; Glomerellales; Glomerellaceae. Gene Ontology annotation, cellular component: nucleus; cytoplasm. The coding region runs from base 1 to 1605 and encodes 534 amino acids. The record is from RefSeq and is a predicted model, not a curated record.